Puma concolor (puma) is the source of this 342-nucleotide messenger RNA. The record is from RefSeq and is a predicted model, not a curated record. Lineage: Eukaryota; Metazoa; Chordata; Mammalia; Carnivora; Felidae.
AUGAAGGGGUUGUUUCUCCAGAUGUUCACACUGUAUUGUGUGGUGAUCAUCAUGUCAGUGGCAGGAACACUGAGAGAAAAAUCUGAGACUCAGUCUCCUUAUUCAGUUAUAGUAGAACUGAAACCGAGACACUGCCCGAGGCUUCCCAGUAACUACGAGUGCGGCAGAAGGUGCAAGUAUGCCUGGCAAUGCGGUGUGGGCUACGGAUGCUGCUAUUCUCUCUGUGGUCCUAUCUGCAUGAACGUCAGAAAACAUGAGGCUGACACUGAGGACUAUACACCCGUCACCACCACCACCACGCCAGCAUUUACUUUUUCCAUGACCACCACCCUGACUGGUUAA